Messenger RNA from Zingiber officinale, 701 nucleotides. RefSeq names its product protein NUCLEAR FUSION DEFECTIVE 6, mitochondrial-like. Lineage: Eukaryota; Viridiplantae; Streptophyta; Magnoliopsida; Zingiberales; Zingiberaceae. Bases 81 to 359 code for a protein of 92 amino acids. The record is from RefSeq and is a predicted model, not a curated record. The transcript has 3 exons. Gene Ontology annotation, cellular component: mitochondrion.
UAGUUGGUUCAAUUCGACUACGAGUACGAGCCCUAAAAUCGUCGCGUGCGCCAACCUCUGCAGACAGACCGAAGCGCGUCAUGAUCGCGGCCGCCAGGUCGAUCCUCCUCUCGCCUUCACUCCGGGGCGCCGCCUCGAGGGCCGGAUCGGCGCGGCCUUCCCUUCUUCGGUCCGUCCCGAAGCAGAGGCGGCCCUUUGCGGCGCUCCGCUUCUUCAGGUCUCCUGUCGAGGCGAGCUUCUGUGUGGAAACGAUGCUGCCGAUGCACAGUGUCACGGCUUCCGCGUUGAUGACGUCGAUGCUCGCGAUUUCGCGCAGGGGUUGUGGGUGGCUGUCGGAAGCUAGCAAUGAGGAUGUAUGACGGUUGACAAGCAGAUUGAAGCUGUACUUUGGUCAAAAAAUACCAAUACCGUUAGACGAAGUUAGCUUUGAUUAUGGAAGGAGGAUAGAUUGCAAAACUUGUGAGACAUCAGAUAGACAGAUGAUCCAAAUAUUCAAUUGUUUUCCCCUGCAUUCAUUUCUCAAUAUAAUGUCACAGUUCAUUUCUGAGCAUCAGUCUUAUGUUGGUGGAAGUUGUUCGAAAGGUUACUUCUGAUGUUAUUUAUCCAUUUUUCUUGGUUAGCCAAAUCUUGUAUCACAAGAUGUUGCGAUACUUGGUUUUGUAUUUGCUUAUUAAAUUAUAGCUCGUCAAAUUAAAGGCAAA